GGUAAUAUCCAUUUGACCUCCCAUAUCUCAUCUAACGAUAAUUACCAUCGCUCUACUUCGGUCGUGUCGCGCGUAUUACAUUACAUCACAUCGCAUCGCAUCGCAUCGCGUUGCCUCUCACCCGCCACGAUGCCCGACUACGCCUCACUGAAGGUUCCCGAACUGAAGAAGCUACUUCAAGAGAAAUCAUUACCUGUAACUGGAAACAAAGCCGAUUUGAUUUCCCGUCUGCAGGAACACGACAAAUCCCAGAGUUCCACCACUGUUCGGGAAAACGAGGAUGAAAUUGAUUACAGCGAUGAUGAGGUCACCACCGCCGCGAAGCCUGAAGAAGAAGCGAAACCUGCCGAUCCUGUUGCACCUUCAGCAGCCGAAGAGAAGCCUGUUGAAGCUAGCGAGCCAGUGAAAGAAGAAGUUGAAACGGACGCGGUCGCAGAGCAACCUGCCGAAACCGCGAUCGUGACCGAGGAUACCACUAAGCCUGAGGCUCCGAAGAUCGAUUUCUCUGCUCAUUUACCCGCCUCCAACGCGGAUGAAGAGGCUCGCAAGCGUGCCGAACGAGCCAAGCGAUUCGGCAUUGUAGAGAACGAUGAAGACAAAAAGAAGGCGGCGCGUACGGAACGCUUCGGCGUCGACGAUUCUUCCUUAGUCAAAGGACUCGACGACGCGUUGCCCGAGAAGAGACCGUCGAAGCGGGGUCGAGAAGGAAAUAACGCCGACGGUGAGCGAGCUGCGAAACGACAAACUCCUGGUGGUCGACGUGGAGGUAAGGGUCGCUUCCGCCACGGUGGGGGUGGUAGGGCUGGUGGCGGCCCUAGGAAGGAGGCCAAGCCUACAGAUGUAAAGGGUAGAUCUGGCAUUCAAAACGAUCCGAAAGAGAAGGCCAAGGCGGAGGCUCGGGCGAAGCGUUUUGGUGGCGGUGGUUCUUGAAAGAACUCGGAAUGGGCGACCUAGUCGAAUAAAUCGAGGUAGAAACAGCGGCGAGUUGAUUUAAACGAUCCUGCGAAACGAAUAUCUAUAUUUUGCCUCAUUUUUCCUACCGUUACCGGUCGACGUGCUAAGCGACCAUGCCAACCCAGGACGAUAAUAUUAUGCCGCUACUGCU
Molecule: messenger RNA, 1105 nt
Organism: Hypoxylon trugodes
Lineage: Eukaryota; Fungi; Ascomycota; Sordariomycetes; Xylariales; Hypoxylaceae
Exons: 2
Coding region: 130-930 (266 amino acids)
Biological process (GO): poly(A)+ mRNA export from nucleus
Cellular component (GO): nucleus
Source: RefSeq, a predicted model, not a curated record